Panthera uncia (snow leopard) is the source of this 5779-nucleotide messenger RNA. It is a transcript of the gene CAPN7, whose product is annotated as calpain 7. Gene Ontology annotation, biological process: proteolysis. The record is from RefSeq and is a predicted model, not a curated record. Bases 279 to 2720 code for a protein of 813 amino acids. The transcript has 21 exons. Gene Ontology annotation, molecular function: calcium-dependent cysteine-type endopeptidase activity. NCBI's taxonomy places the organism in Eukaryota, Metazoa, Chordata, Mammalia, Carnivora, Felidae.
CUGCGCAGUGGAACCGGUGGGCGGGACGGGGGAAAUGCGGUGGCCGAGAAGUGGGGCGGCCGUACAGGCUGGGAGCCGGCGCGGCGUUGAGGCGGCUCGGUGUGGCCGCGGACCCGGGCUGGGAAGACCCGCUCUCCUCCCUCAGUCACUGAAAAUAAACUUUGCUGCUCUUUUGGCGGCGUUCUCGAGUCCGCCUCCCGGCCUGUGCGGAGGUCGGCCAGGAGGCUUCGUUCGUCAGUUUUCCCUCCCUCCCUCCGCCGGUGCCGGGCCUUGGCGCCAUGGACGCCACGGCGCUGGAGCGGGACGCCGUGCAGUUCGCCCGGCUGGCGGUGCAGCGCGACCACGAAGGUCGCUACUCCGAGGCUGUGUUUUACUACAAGGAAGCUGCACAAGCCUUAAUUUAUGCUGAGAUGGCAGGAUCAAGCCUAGAACAUAUUCAAGAAAAAAUAAAUGAGUAUCUGGAAAGAGUUCAGGCUUUGCAUUCAGCAGUUCAGUCAAAGAGUGCAGAUCCUUUGAAAUCAAAACAUCAGUUGGACUUAGAGCGUGCUCAUUUCCUUGUUACACAAGCUUUUGACGAAGAUGAAAAAGGCAAUGUGGAAGAUGCCAUAGAAUUGUAUACCGAAGCUGUAGAUCUCUGUCUGAAAACCUCUUAUGAAACUGCUGAUAAAACUCUGCAAAAUAAACUGAAACAGUUGGCUCGACAGGCACUAGAUAGAGCAGAAGCAUUGAGUGAGCCUUUAACAAAACCAUUAUGUAAAAUCAAGUCAACAAAUAUCAAACCAAAGCCACCUCCAACAAGAGCACAUUUUCCACUAGGGACUAGUCCCUUCCUUGAAAGACCUCAGCCCUUUAUAAGUCCACAGUCAUGUGAUGCACAAGGACAGAGAUAUACAGCAGAAGAAAUAGAAGUUCUCAGGACAACAUCAAAAAUAAAUGGUAUAGAAUAUGUUCCUUUCAUGAGUAUUGAUCUGAGGGAACGUUUUGCCUAUCCAAUGCCUUUUUGUGAUAGAUGGGGCAAGCUACCGUUAUCACCUAAACAAAAAGCUACAUUUUCCAAAUGGGUACGACCAGAAGACCUCACCAACAAUCCUACAAUGAUUUAUACUGUAUCCAGUUUUAGCAUAAAGCAGACAAUAGUAUCAGAUUGUUCCUUUGUGGCAUCACUGGCUAUCAGUGCAGCUUAUGAAAGACGAUUUAAUAAGAAGUUGAUUACCAGCAUAAUUUAUCCUCAGAAUAAGGAUGGUGAGCCAGAAUACAAUCCAUGUGGAAAGUAUAUGGUAAAACUUCACCUCAAUGGUGUCCCAAGAAAGGUGAUAAUUGAUGAUCAAUUACCUGUUGAUCAUAAGGGAGAAUUGCUCUGUUCUUAUUCUAACAACAAAAGUGAAUUAUGGGUUUCUCUCAUAGAGAAAGCAUAUAUGAAGGUCAUGGGAGGAUAUGAUUUCCCAGGAUCCAAUUCAAAUAUUGAUCUUCAUGCACUGACUGGGUGGAUACCAGAAAGGAUUGCUAUGCAUUCAGAUAGCCAAACUUUCAGUAAGGAUAAUUCUUUCAGAAUGCUUUAUCAAAGAUUUCACAAAGGGGACGUCCUCAUCACUGCAUCAACUGGAAUGAUGACGGAAGCUGAAGGAGAGAAGUGGGGUCUGGUUCCCACACACGCAUAUGCUGUUUUGGAUAUUAGAGAGUUCAAGGGGCUGCGAUUUAUCCAACUGAAAAAUCCUUGGAGUCAUUUACGUUGGAAAGGAAGAUACAGUGAAAAUGAUGUAAAAAACUGGACCCCAGAGUUACAAAAAUAUUUAAACUUUGAUCCUCGAACAGCUCAGAAAAUAGACAAUGGAAUAUUUUGGAUUUCAUGGGAUGAUCUCUGCCAGUAUUAUGAUGUGAUUUAUCUGAGUUGGAAUCCAGGUCUUUUUAAAGAAUCAACAUGUAUUCACAGUACUUGGGAUGCUAAGCAAGGACCUGUGAAAGAUGCCUAUAGCCUGGCUAAUAAUCCCCAGUACAAACUGGAGGUGCAGUGUCCACAAGGGGGCGCUGCAGUUUGGGUUUUGCUCAGCAGACACAUAACAGACAAGGAUGAUUUCGCCAAUAAUCGAGAAUUUAUCACAAUGGUUGUAUACAAGACUGAUGGGAAAAAAGUUUAUUACCCAGGUGACCCACCUCCAUAUAUUGAUGGCAUUCGAAUUAACAGCCCUCAUUAUUUGACUAAGAUAAAGCUGACCACGCCUGGGACCCAUACCUUUACAUUAGUGGUUUCUCAGUAUGAAAAACAGAAUACAAUCCAUUACACUGUCCGGGUAUAUUCAGCCUGCAGCUUUACUUUUUCAAAGAUUCCUUCACCGUACACCUUAUCAAAACAGAUUAAUGGAAAGUGGAGUGGUCAGAGUGCUGGAGGAUGUGGAAAUUUCCAGGAAACUCACAAAAAUAACCCCAUCUACCAGUUCCAUAUAGAAAAGACUGGGCCAUUACUGAUUGAGCUAAGAGGACCAAGGCAAUAUAGUGUUGGAUUUGAGGUUGUAACAGUUUCCAUGGUGGGAGACCCUGGUCCCCAUGGCUUUCAGAGGAAAUCUAGUGGUGACUAUAGGUGUGGGUUUUGCUACCUGGAAUUAGAAAAUAUACCUGCCGGGAUCUACAAUAUCAUUCCUAGUACUUUUUUGCCUAAACAAGAAGGACCUUUUUUCUUGGACUUCAAUAGUGUUAUCCCCAUCAAGACAACACAACUUCAGUGAUGCAGAUUUCAGCAUUUACUGGAUUUUAUACUUACCGAACAUCAACUCUUCGAAUGAAGACAGAAACCCUCAGAACAGAAUUAAAUCUCUAAAAAUGUCACAGUGGGAUCUGGUGCUUGGGUCACAGUGUUUAGAAAUGUAUGUAGUCAGAAUUACCCUAAAUCACUUAGAAGUCCUAGUUCCACGGUUUUGUGUGUACAAGGAGUUGGUUUGCAUUGAGGGGCCACAUCUUAUAAAAGCACGUGCUGAUGAUUAAAGGUUCGACUCUGCACUGUGAGAUGCCUUUGCUGAAAGAGCUGUGACCAGAUAGCAACAGGACAUAUCUGCUCACAUGGUGGAACAGUAGGCUGACAUAGAUCCUGAAGUAUUUAUAUUUGUCUUUUGGCAGAGCAUGUCGUAAGUUAAACUUGUGUUGUGACUCUACAUCUUGGGCAACGAAUUACCAAAUGAAUCAUGUCGCCAUAACAGAUUUUAAUUCUGUACUAUGACUUUCAGUGUUUGUGGCCCAGAUGUUAUGAAAGAAUAAAGCUUUAAGAAAUAUUUUAACUUAGUUAACAAUGAAGGUCGUUGAACUUAGGUACCUCCCAUUAAUUCAUGUGAAGAGAACUGAGAUAAAUUCAUUAUUGGAAUGCUUAUUUUUUAUCAGGCUGACUGAAGGUAGUAAUCUUAAAAACUGCUCUUACGGUGACACUGAAGAAAAUACGAUGGAAAAUUUAAUAUAUGGUAACUGUGGUUGCAUUUAGAGCAACUGCCAAGGUACUACUGCCGUGUAUAAAUUCCCAGUUUACAUAAAAAUCCAUCAGAGCAGAAUGAUGCUCAAGGUUUUAAACAUCUGAAAAUAAGGUGGAAUUUUUCAUUGUCUCUGCUUUAUAAUUAUCACAACUUAUUUUGUAUUUCUACUUCCUUUAAUUGAAAUAAAAUCUUUAUACUUAUGGAAACUGCAUAGUUUAACCUAGAGAAAUUAUUAAAGGACUUCAUGUAGUACGUUCCAUCUAAAUGAAAAUUCAUACUUCAACAAAUCUGUUUGAUAUUCAGGACAGUGAUUCCACUUUGGUAACUAUUUUGUGCUUUCAAUUUUAGAUGGAUUAAUUUUCUGUAGCCCUUUAAAAAGAAAAAUUUGUAGCAUGAAGUGUAUUUUAAACACAUGACUGGAACCUUUUGUAUUCAAUACAGUAAAACCUUCGUUUGCAAGCAUAAUUCAUUCCAGAAACAUGCUUGUAAUCCAAAGCACUUGUACAUCAAAGUGAAUUUCUCCAUAAGAAAUAAUGGAAACUCAGUUGAUUCAUUCCACAACCCAAAUAAAUUCGUAUAAAAAUGAUUAUAACACUGUAAUAUAAUACAAAAUAUAAAGAAAAAAAUCUGCACUUACCUUUGAAAACCUUCAUAGCUGGUGUGACAGAGAUGAGAGGAGGGUGAUUGUGUAGGACGACUUUCGCUAUAAUGGAAUCACUGCUAUCUAUUGGCUCAAUGGAAACUUUUUCUUUUUGUGUGACUUUAACAACCUAUCCAAUGACAUUUGCUUUUGUCUCCUUUUGACGAUUUCGUGGAAAUGUGACAUUGUGUUGUUGUUAAACAGAUUCAUUGCUCACACUGCUACAGCCUUAUUCAAGUGGUGCUUUUCUACAAAAUUUUGCACUGUUUUCCACAUUUUACACAUCUCCCUAAUUUCAUUUGAAGUGAGGGAUUCCUCUUCUCAGCAGACGAGAUGCAGACGUAGACUUCUUAUAAAAUCUUGCAAUUUCGGCCACUUGCAUACCUUGCUUCUACUUCUCGAUGACUCCUUAACUUCCGCCGUAAUGAUCUCCUCCGCCUUACUGCUUUUCUUUUCAACCUUUUUCCGCAUUCGGGCCAUUGUAUAUGCUCACACGGAUAUGGACUACAGUAUUAAUAAACUCUUGUCAUAUACUGUAAUGUUACUGGCAAUAAAGGAAAGGUUCUACAUCCGCAGGCAGCCUGACCUAGAAUGAAGCAAAGCAUUCCUAAGUUUACUCUUGUAUGGAAAAGCAAAGGACUGUCCGCAGGUGCUUUGAAGUGACAAAAAAUACACUAGGGCCGGUUAUAGGCACCUCCCAACAUUCUGAAAAAUCAUUGAUUUCUGCUGAACACUAUGGCCUGAGACUGAGUAUGGGAGACGAUCACCCACAAUCCCACAGAGAGAACGAACCACCGCUGGCUCAGUUGUGAUCAUGUGACAUUCAGCAUCGCAUACUACUAUUGCAAGACCUGGCUCGUGUAUCAACUUAAAAUUAGAAAUCUUUGCUCGUCUUGCAGAACAUUCACAGAACAAGUUACCGCAAUCCAAGAUUUUACUGUAUAUUGUACAGGGUGGAAAAUGAAAUAAGACCGAAUCCCUGCCUUCAAAAUUCCAAUAGAGGCCUACGUAUGAGCAAUAUACUAUUGAAUUCUAUAAUAGAGCUCCACGCAUGGUGCUACAGACAUAGCAGACCAGGUGUGGCUGGACCAACACAGAAAACAGAUCCUCAACUAGAUGCACAUGACAAUCACCUGGCGGAGCUUUUAAAAGCUCAAUACCCAAGUAUACCCCAAAUUAAUAAUACUGGUCUCUAGGGUUAAGACCAGGGAGUUUUUAAGCUUCCCAGGAGACUCAAGCGCAGCCGACUGAGACGCAUUCCUCCAACACCGUCACCUUGUCUACUUUUCCCCGAUGCCGUGUCUCCUUACUGCUCAGCUUUAGUAGCAGCCAAAGUAGAAUUCUAACUCAAACCUUGGUAAUCGGGACUUCAAUUAUUAGGACCCAGGACCUUAACUGGAAAUGAGGACCGAUGGUCACUGCGUUCCAUGCCCCUCCUUGAAGCAGGCUGCUUAGAAUGGAAGAUUUAGGCAACAUUGGGGUUUGUUCUUUGAAGACACAGAAAGGUAAACAUUUUCUGAAGCCAUUUUUAUUACACUCAAGGAAUUAAGACAAGUACAAAAUAACCUUGGAAUUAGGAUACUGGAUCAGUCAUUAAAAAAGGAGAAAACACUAUAGUAUGGAGAUUUACAAAUGACUAAAAUAGACAAGCUGUGUCAGAAUUCACAGACAACUUGAAAUGGGUUUG